UCCGACGCUGCCGAAGAGGUGCAGGUGAAGGAGGGUCAGGCCACACUCUACUUUGCGUCCAAGAAGGGUGUCUUCUACAACCCGCCUCAGAUCCCGAACCGCGACCUCUCGGUGCUGGCGCUGCAGCAGUUCUCCGAGAUGUGGGCCAGCCAGCCAUCCAAGCCCGCCGCUGAUCGACACCGCACCCUACGCCAGGGCAGCGCGCCGGCGCCGGCUGACGCUGGCGCGCCCGAGGCGGACGUGCCAGAGGCGGCGGCCGCGCAGGAGCCGCCCGCGCCUGCCGCCGGCGAGGCCUCGGAGACGGCAACUGCUGAGGCGUCCGCUUCUCUCCCGGCGUCCGCCUCAAAGCCCGCGGCGCGGCGCGGCCUGCGGGUGCUGGAUGCGCUGUCGGCGAGCGGGUUGCGGACGAUACGGUACGCCAAGGAGGUGAGCGGGCUGCGCGAGGUGGUUGCGAACGACGUCGAUCCCGUCGCCCACCAGACGAUGGCCUCCAACUUUGGCCGCAACGGCCUCCUCGAGGGCGGCGGGGAGCAGAGCUGUAGGGUGACGUCGACGGUGGGCGACGCGGCGGCACUACUGUACGCGUCGCGCCCUCCGGCAGGCGAGCGCUUCGACGUGGUCGACCUCGACCCGUACGGCACCGCCUCCCCCUUCCUCGACGGGGCGGUGCAGGCGGUGAGCGAGGGAGGCUUGCUGAUGGUCACCUGCACCGACAUGGCAGUCCUUGCGGGGGCGUACCCAGAGGCGGGCGCGGAGGCGUGCUUCGCGAAGUACGGCGCGUGGCCGCUGAAGGUAGGCAAGCACUGCCACGAGCAAGGGCUUCGCAUCCUGCUCGCGUGCAUCGACUCGCACGCCGCGCGCCACGGCCGCUACAUCACCCCCCUCCUCUCCGUCCACAUCAACUUUUACGUGCGCGUCUUCGUGCGGCUCCGCUCCUCCAAGGCUGCGGUGAAGCUGUCCGCUACCAAGGCGCGAGAUGUCUCGCACCUCUACCAGUGCGCCCGCUGCGACUCGUUUGCGCUCCAGCCGCUCGCGCGCGUCGUCGACAAGGGCACGCACGAGAAGGUUGUCGCGGGGGUCGGCCCGCCCGUCGAGCGGAGCUGCGAGCACUGCGGAGGCGCCGCUUGGCCGCCGCAAGCCAGGGCGGGCGGGCGGGGGGGGGAGGGGGGCGGGCGGCCGCGUGCACCACGUCGGUGGGCCGCUCUGGACCGCCCCGAUGCACGACCACGACGGCUGAUCGGCAUGCUCACUUCGGUGGCGGAGGAGCUGCCCGAUGUGCCGCUCUUCACCUCCCUCUCCGCAAUGUGCGGCGUGAUGCACCUGCCCUGCCCGCAGACCGUCGGCGCGCUCUCCGCGAUUGUGCGGCAGGGCUACCGCGUCUCGCGAUCGCACACCGACCCGAGCGCGAUCAAGACGGACGCGCCACAGCGCAAGGUGUGGGACAUGCUGCGCUGCUGGGCAAAGAGGCCCGAGUGCGAGGCGCAGAAGGGGAAGAAGAAGAAGGAGCCCCUGUCGCCCACCUCGCCCGCGGCGGCCAUCCUCGCGGCGUCGCCCGAGGAGGAGGCGGACUUCCGGCCGGUGCCAGAGGUGCAGCGGAUGCUCUCCAAGAAGGACGGCGCGGGCGGGAAGGUGGGCAAGUUCUUGCCAAACCCCGAGCAGUGGGGACCCGGCUCGCGA
Molecule: messenger RNA, 1677 nt
Organism: Emiliania huxleyi CCMP1516
Lineage: Eukaryota; Haptophyta; Isochrysidales; Noelaerhabdaceae
Product: putative N2,N2-dimethylguanosine tRNA methyltransferase
Exons: 7
Biological process (GO): tRNA N2-guanine methylation
Cellular component (GO): nucleus
Molecular function (GO): RNA binding
Source: RefSeq, a predicted model, not a curated record